AUGACAGACUCGUCUUCGCACGAGGCCAAAGUCCUCAAAGCCCUAUCAUCUCCAUCUACACACCACAUACAUUUAAACAAUGUUUUGGUUAAACUUCCAUCAAGCUUUGACGAUCUUUCUAUCGAGCAAUUAUAUGAAAAAUACGGGAAGCCCGAGACAAUCCCAGUCACACGGUGCGAUGGGAAACCACUCCCCCCAAAUGCCCCAGCCAAGGCAGUGGCACCACUAUUCCUAGGUAAAUAUGCAGAAAAGUUCACAUUGCCUGACGCCCAACCACUGCUAAGCGACUUUGGUGAGGCCUUUUGUCCUGCAUCUCCAUCAGAAGUUCGCCUUGGUCAAGAUUGCCAUACACCAACUCCGUUUCGUGCCCCCGAAGCCAAGUGUGAACUCCAGGCUCCGCUAGGAUAUCCCUCUGACAUCUGGAGUCUGGCCACGGCCAUCUGGGAGAUUAUGGGAAUGAAGGCAAUCUUCAGCACUGAUUUUGUACCCGAGGAUGAAAUAGUGGCUCAGCAUGUCGAUGUACUCGGGCCUAUGCCUUCAAACUGGUGGAAGUCCUGGGAAGCACGGUCUCGGUUCUUUGACGAGCACGGCAACCCAACAGAGUCAUGCCAGAUAAAUAAAUGGCCAUCCCUUGAGGACUCAUUCGAAAUUUGUGUGCAGAAAUGGAGACGCAAAGUGGGCGGUGAGAUUGAUGAGAAUGAGAAAGCUGCGUUUUUGGAUUUGAUGCGUCGUAUGCUGGCAUUUCGGCCAGAGGAGCGACCUACCGUUGAUGAAGUGCUACAUUCUGAAUGGAUGGUUAAGUGGGCAUUUCCUGAUUACCAGCGAAGCCAACGUCGUCUUCGUUGA
Molecule: messenger RNA, 846 nt
Organism: Aspergillus wentii DTO 134E9
Lineage: Eukaryota; Fungi; Ascomycota; Eurotiomycetes; Eurotiales; Aspergillaceae
Exons: 2
Coding region: 1-846 (281 amino acids)
Biological process (GO): intracellular signal transduction; protein phosphorylation
Cellular component (GO): nucleus; cytoplasm
Molecular function (GO): protein serine/threonine kinase activity; ATP binding
Source: RefSeq, a predicted model, not a curated record